AAAAAAGCAGCUGCGGAGAAUCAGGAUUCAGCCGCAGUACGACGGAACCGCAUGUCCGGCUGAGGAGCGGCCAACUGUUUGUAAAGAUCCGUCGACGACUCCCGAUUUGCCUGUCGGACCCUGUCCCCACGACUGCGCGUUUAUGGCGUGGGGGAGCGAUAAUCUGUGUUACAACAUGACCAAUGACAAGGUAUCCACUGCAAACAUUGAUCUGGGUCUGAAAGGUAGUUGCAACUUGUUGUAUAUGCUGUCUACUUCGGAUUAUUUUUCUAAAAAAAGUGUGCUGUUUUUGCACGAUCAGCAAGAGCAGGAGUCCAGUUUGUGCUACGCGGAGAGGAAAUUCAAAUUUACUCAUGCGGAAUAAGCAUCAAGAAGAUCUCUAAAUUUAUGCCAUUUUUGUUCAUUACAGGCAAAGGCAUCAUGGUCCAUGCAAAAUAUGCAUGACAAACCUGGCAAUCAUCUUCCAGACCCUGACAUAUCGGCAAUGCAUACAAGGUGGUGAAUUGUAAAACAGACACCGAAUACGGCUGUUGGGACAAAGCUCACCCCAACAGGUAUCGCAAGAAAAAAACUGUGUAAGUGUAAAUCUGCAAUGCAGAAGAACAUGCAACAGAUUUACGCCCGUGGUCAUGCCGGACAGCCAUGAAGUGCUCUUUUUAUCUGUGUUUUCCAUUGCAAGAGCAAGACACGCAUUUUUUUUGUCAUGUAGAGCAAAGUUGUGAUGCUAUUGCUAUCAGCCAAAGAUUGUUACACUAUUAACACAGGAGUUUUUCUCUCGGAUAACACGGGCGCGCAGUGCAAAGACGAGCAAGGGCAGCCGGUGCCCCCGGCGCAGUAUUAUCGCAUAUACACGCGGUCGGUCACGGAACAGACGAAUGACGGCAAGCCCUGCCCGGCCGAAGAUUCCCUGUGCACCGAGCACCAUGAACACGACUGUACGAAUAUCAAAAGGAAAAAUCCCCCCUCCCCAUAUCGAAACGAAAUUUCUGAUGCUGGAUUUGCGUACACAAAUCAGGUCUGUCUUGCUGGAGAGGACUGCAGGCAUAUACCAAGCCUGGGUCGAGAGGUUUUGACGUAGGGGACUAGCAUGACAGACGUCGGCCCUGUAAGCCCAACAGCAUCACAAACCGCCGGCAUAAUGCGGCGGACUCUCUGGCUUUGCCUUCUUGCAAGACAGACAGGAUUUGUGACCUCAAAUCUGCAGCACAAAUUUUCAGACGAAUGCGUUCUCAAUAUUAUGGGGAGGACGGAUUUUUCCUCUCAAUAACGAAGCAAAACGUUCGCGUGUACCACAACCAUGACCAGUGCACCUCCACCGAACCCGGUGUCCCUUCGCUCGGCUGGUGCGCGAUUGACUGCCAGGUUAGUGAGUGGAACCAGACCGACCUGGAAAAGGUGUCCCGGUGCCUGCGCGACGUGACGCAGCCACCCGCCCCUUAUCAAAUGCAAAUAUGUGGUCUGGGUCUGGAAGAUUCUGAGACUUGUGCUGCACGUUUUGCAUGAGCCAUGACGUCGAUGAUGCAUAUGUCCUAGCAUCACAGAGGACUUUUUGAGGGCUUGUUGAUGCCGAUUCCACACGACAAAUACCCCUACUACCGCGUAGCAAAAAUUCCUUUCCCUUUGCUGCUCAUGCAAUACAACUUUUUGUAGAAUUUGAAUGCAGCACCACAAGAUGCAUUUCUCCAGACCCAGAUGACACAUUUGCAAUGUAUACCCCCCCAAAAGUUGUCGGCCCCCACCGGUUUCCGAAGAACUUUUUCAG
Messenger RNA from Amoebophrya sp. A120, 1762 nucleotides. The record is from the annotation of a GenBank genome assembly. NCBI's taxonomy places the organism in Eukaryota, Dinophyceae, Syndiniales, Amoebophryaceae.